CCUCAGCAGGAUGAAUGGCAUCACAGGCUUAUUUCCAGGUCCCGUGGUCAAUGCUCCAGUGGCUACUUUGAUGGCACCUCAGGACACAAACCUGCAGCCUACCAUGGCAGAGUUAGACCUGAGUCUGAGCGAUGCACUGACAGACAGCGUUCCCCAGCCAGGCCCGGAGAGCCUAGUGGAAAGGGACUUUGUGGCUCAGCUGGAAGCGGAGGCCUUCGAUGAUCAGGUGGGGGAAACUGUGGGAAAGACGGACUACAUUCCCCUGCUGGACACCGACGACACCAGGGCAGACAUGGGUACUACGUUGGAGAAUGGAGAGCAGGAAGCUCAUGGGGUGCAAAAGCCUGAGGACUAGAACCUGCCUCCAUCGCCAGCCGACUAUUAAUCAGCUGUGCUUUCGUGCACCUCUCCCCUCUCCUUGUGCAACACACACACACACACACACACACUCACUCACUCACUCACUCACUCACUCACUCACUCACUCACUCACUAUGGCAUGUGACAGAAUUCACACACAACCAUAUAUGUACACACACGAACAUGCACACGAAGCCAUGUUAUGCUGCGCCGCAUGAUUCACUCUGGGCGAACUGGAUAUCUUUGACACACCACUGUUUUUGGACAUCCACACGGUAGGGCUGUGCGAUAUGACGAUAUCUGUCGUUUGACGAUAGAAAAACAUCUAUCGUUGACAAUUAUGCUCUAUAGUUUAUAUCCUUUUGUCGGAAAUUCCACACUUUACCGUAAUAUUUUGGUGAGGGAACGGCGCUAUGCACCGCGGUGAAGUUAGUUUUACUUUGGUAUUCGACAUCUAUUGAAUGUCCUAGAUAAAAUAAAUAUACAACUUUCUUCACCGUGGUCCGUUCUUCCACAUGUGCCGGUGUUGCGGAGAACAAAUUGCAUUAAAUAUAUUGGGCGAGCCACAAAACACUAUCCAGCAGUUCCAGCCAUGAUGUGUAUCAGUCAGGUAACGUUAAAUGUCUUGCCCAGGGACAUACAGCUUACUUUCUAGUUCACCAAGACAUGCUGUUGUUGUGGUGUUAGCUGUAGCAGCAGGAGAGCAGUGAGUGUUGCUGUCUGGAGCUGCUGUGUUUCUCUGGGACCGUCUCGUCCUCUCGUGAUAGCUUUGCAGCAGAAAGAAGCGUCAGUUUGCUAAUCCACAACCUAGCUAACAUUAGUUACAUUACUUGCUGUGUCAUUGUUCACUCUAUCAUGGUAUUUUUCAAGGUGUUGGAUUUACCCCACCUUUAUAAUGCAGAUAAAUAUCCCGAGUUCCAGUUGGAAAUGCCAUAUUUCAUUGAAUUAACUAAAAAUGUUCUAUUCUGGCAUAUAUAUCGUUAUUGGGAUAUAUCGCACAGUCCUAACACACCGCCAAAUUUGAAAUUCAGGUAGCUUUUUGUUUUGUCUGUAGUUCUUCUUGGACCACAAUUACCACUAUUAUUUAUUUCCACUGUGACCAAUGAAAUGUUUUCUCCUUGUCUGUUUCUUUAUUAUUUCUUAUUAUUUGUAAAUCAAGUGUAUUUUUCCAAUUUUAACAAAAAUACUUAAAAAUUCAAUUCAACUUUACAUAAUUAAAAGCCUACUGUGGCAUAAGCAAAUAACUUGAAUAAUUCACAUCUCUCUAGUUUCUUUCUCUCUGUAUCCCUAUCAUGCUGAAACAGACAGGAAGUUCAUAAGUUCAUGUCCUCACAUACACACUGGCACAGACACCAUCCAGCAGCCAGCCCUUGUCCUCCUGUCUGAAAGCUUUCAGACUGAGUUGCCAACGCUGCAAGCUGGAUCUGUCAACACCCAGAAAGCAGCACACAUGUGCACACACACAAAGAAACACACUCCCAUAUUAACCCAGUAAUGGACUAUUUGUAUUUUUGUCUUUUUAUUUUAUUUUAAUGAAAUGCUUGUAACACAUCGGCCCUCUUUGAUGACCUCGCUUGAAAGUGUCUGAGCUGGAGGGCCUUGGUAGCUGGAUAGUUACAGCGCAUGCCACAUGGUCGUAACAGUCUCACCAGUCGCCAGUUUGGUUCCAGCCAUUGAUCACUGUUGUGUGUUAUACCGCUCUCUCUCCCCAUUUUCUGUCUACCUCUUCACCUGUCACUAUCAAAUAAAGGUAACAAAUGCCCCCAGAAAUCUUUUUUUUUAAGUCUCUGAACUGUUAAACCUGGACUCUCUCUGCUUUUCACUAUUUUCAAUAUAUCUUUAAUCUGAUAGUCAGAGGAGUGAAGUACUAAAGCCAGUCUUUCAGUAGACAAUCAUUAAUGUAAACAAUAUAAGAAAUAUCCCAAUAAUCUCUGACCUGCCCUUGAAUCAUUUUUUGAAAUCUUACUUAUGUCUGUUUACUUACUAAUAAUGCUAUGUAUUUGUUGUCCCUGUAGCUGUGAUUUAUUGUAUAGGCAAUACAUUCAGUAAGUCAAUCAAAUGUUUUCAUUCAUUGAAAACUAACUUAUCAGAAUGUAUCGUUAAAAUGCCCAGUUAGCCAUUUAACUUUCUGCAUGUUUAGAUCGGGAAGGAAUUAUGUUUUUUUUUUUCUUGUGUAAGUUGGUUGAACUGACCCUUUUAGAAGAAAUUUUGACCGAGACCUAGUAAUGUUCUGUGGCUUGCCAUAAAAGGUUAUUUUCUUUAAUGAUCUAAUGAGUCAUUGGCCUAACAGAAUUAAAUGUCAAAGUGUGUGAUUUCUAAACUGACACACUUCAAACACAAUGUCAGCUACAUACACCACAACAGUAUUUCACCCUGCAUUAUAAAGUAUUUAUUUAUAUUUAACUGUUAGAAGCAUAUACAUAUCAUUCUGUAUGUGUGCCACAAAAUUUAGAUUCCACCUCUUUUAUGUGUUUGUUCCCAAAGAUAUUUUAUCUCAGUGUCCUUCUUAUAGACGUGCCUCUCUCUGUUGUCAGACUGCACCUUCUGCUAAUAAACUGAUAUAUAAAACACA
Micropterus dolomieu (smallmouth bass) is the source of this 2932-nucleotide messenger RNA. RefSeq lists its product as uncharacterized. The coding region runs from base 11 to 355 and encodes 114 amino acids. Gene Ontology annotation, biological process: neuron projection development; microtubule cytoskeleton organization. The transcript is spliced from 4 exons. NCBI's taxonomy places the organism in Eukaryota, Metazoa, Chordata, Actinopteri, Centrarchiformes, Centrarchidae. Gene Ontology annotation, cellular component: neuron projection. Gene Ontology annotation, molecular function: microtubule binding. The record is from RefSeq and is a predicted model, not a curated record.